CGCCCCAGCAGUGUGCCAGUGGUUCCUAAGCAGCGGAAUAGCGCAGCGUCGUACGUCAAUAGCGCAGCGCCUCUUACGGCAAGCCAACGGAUGACGUGAGCUACGCCAGGAGCGCACGCGGGAAACGGGAUGCGGGUUCAGGAUGCGCAACUGGAAUGGAGAAUCGCAACGACGUUGCUUCAAAUGAAAAAAGAUCGGUAGCGAAGAUAUACAGCAAUCAAUCUGACCGGGACCUGCUGCGGAGGACAGUGCGGGAUCUGGAUUUAGCGCACGAUUUUAAUUCAUGGAGAAGGACUGUCAAGGAAUUAAUGAUUAAUCCAUGCGUGCGUGAAUAUUUCUGCGGUUUGAGGGGAAUACGGAGCGGCUUCUGACGCGACGCGCGUUUGGAAAGGCGUGAAAAUAUCGGUGACGUUACGGAGGGAUGUCAGUGAAACUGAAGCGAGCGAUAUGAAAUGAAUAAAAAAGCCGUUUCUGGACAGCCGCAAUUGCACACAUCCUCACUCCUUCCUGUGUUUGUGUGAAUGCAAACGGGACGCGGCAUUGACGGGACUGUUGCUGUUCUGAGACCUGUGGCUGACUCGGAACCGUGAUCUGGGUCGGUUCUGCGGUUCGGUGUGUGUGUGUUUGCGGAGGAUGGGAUAUUUAAGCGAGUCCAUGCAGAAGAAGGUCUCGGGAAGACGCGCUCAUACUACAGGGCAGUGAUGCCGGGCAUGGUACUGUUUCGGCGACGCUGGUCAGUCGGCAGUGAUGACCUGGUGUUACCGGCUUUCUUCCUGUUCCUACUACACUGCAUAUGGCUCGUGGUUCUGUCCGUGGUUCUCUUUGGAUUGCCAUACAGUUUAGAGCAAUCCUGCUCAGUAACGCUGGUGGAUCAUGGUCGCGGUUACCUUGGCAUCCUGGUCAGCUGUCUGAUCUGUGAGAGCGCCAUCAUGUGGCUGAGCAUGAGGGGCAGCAUCCUGUAUACACAACCCAGAGAGGCAGUGCAGUACGUGCUCUAUAUACGGCUGGCCAUCCUGCUAGUGGAGCUGGUGUACGCUGUGGUGGGCAUCGUCUGGUUAGUGCAGUACUACCAGCCCUGCCCGGACAUCACUGCCAAGAACCUCACCCUGGGAAUCGUGGCGUGUAAUUGGUUGGUCAUCUUCAGUGUGUGUUUCACCAUGAUGUGUACCUUUGACCCCACUGGACGGACCUUUGUGAAGCUGAAAGCAACUCGCCGCCGUCAGCGUAACCUCACAACAUACACCCUCAGACACAGGCUAGAAGAAGGUCAAGCCAGCAGCUGGAGCAGGAGACUCAAGUUCUUCAUGUGCUGCACUCGAGCAAAAGAUACACAAUCAGAUGCUUACUCUGAGGUGGCCAGCUUGUUUGCUGAGUUUUUCCGGGAUCUGGAUAUCGUGCCAAGUGACAUCAUUGCUGGGUUAGUGCUCCUCCGACAGAGACAAAGGGCAAAGAGAGCUGCCAUCUUGGAUCAGGCAAACAAUGAUGUUUUAGCCUUUCUGUCCGGGAUACCUGUAACUCGCAACACUAAAUACUUGGACCUCAAGAACUCGGCUGAGAUGGCCAUGUAUAAGGAGGUGUGUUACUACAUGCUGUUUGCCAUGGCGGCAUAUGGCUGGCCCGUAUAUCUUUUAAGACAACCAGCAUGUGGACUCUGCAGACUCGUCAGCACUUGCUCCUGUAACACUUCAGUUUCAAGUUCUCGUCUCUCUCAUUCCAUCACCGUUGAAGAGGACAACUGCUGUGGCUGUAACGUUCUUGCCAUCCGACGACAGUUUCUGGACCGAGACCUUAAAGAAGUCCAGAUUGUCUACACAUCCUUCCAUGACGCGGUUUAUGAGACGCCCUUCUUUGUAGCAGUGGAUCAUGCAAAGAAAAAAGUUGUGAUCAGCAUCCGAGGGACGUUGUCCCCUAAGGACGCUUUAACCGAUCUCACUGGGGAUUCUGAGCGUUUGCCUUUAGAGGAGCAGCAUGGCACAUGGCUUGGACACAAGGGAAUGGUUUAUUCAGCUGAAUACAUAAAGAAGAAACUAGAGCAAGAAAUGAUUCUCUCUCAAGCCUUCGGGAGAGAUUUGGGUAAAGGGACGAUGCACUAUGGGCUGGUGAUUGUGGGUCACUCUCUGGGUGCGGGCACAGCUGCCAUCCUGUCCUUCCUCCUCCGGCCGCAGUAUCCUUCACUGCACUGCUACUCCUACUCCCCUCCCGGCGGCCUGCUCAGUGAGGAUGCAAUGGAGUACUCCAAAGAGUUCGUCACCUCAGUCGUAUUGGGAAAAGAUCUGGUCCCCAGGAUUGGCCUCUCUCAGCUUGAGGGCUUCCGUCGCCACCUACUUGAAGUCCUACAGAAGAGUGAGAAAGCAAAGUGGCGGAUCAUUGCUGGGGGUACAAAGUGCAUCCCUAAAUCAGAGCUGCCUCUGGAUGACGAAGCUCCUGUAUCUCAGGGUGUGACCCCCUCGAACUCUCGCCUGUGGCUUCACCCCAGUGACCUGAGCAUCGCUCUGUCAGCCUCCACCCCGCUCUAUCCACCGGGACGGGUCAUUCAUGUGGUGCACAACCACCCGCCUGAGAUGUGCUGUGGUCAGGAAGAUCCCACUUACUCCGCUCUGUGGGGGGAUAACAAGGCCUUUGAUGAGGUCAUCAUUUCUCCAGCCAUGCUGAAUGAACACAUGCCCCAUGUGGUGAUGGACGGCCUCAACAAGGUGUUGGAAAACUAUAAUAAAGGGAAGACCGCUUUACUGUCAGCUGCUAAGAUAAUGGUUAGUCCCACAGAAGUGGACCUGAAUCCAGAAACGGUUUUCCUUGAUGCGUCUAAUUCACUGCAGCCCACGCCUGCCACACAUCACCGCAGAAACAGUAGUGUCCGUUCCUGUGCCCGUUCUGAGAUCUCGCUGGACGGUUUCUCGGAGUGUCCACCGCCUCCUGUGCCCGUGGUGCUCACCGGAGCCCGUGAGCGAUUGGCCGUGGAGCUGCGGGAACGAAAAGCCCCCUUGGCCAUCAUGGAAAGUCUAUCUGACGCUGAAUCCGUUUACAGCUUGGACUCCCGACGAUCAUCUGCCGCCUUGAGAGGCUCGCCCUGUUUUGGGAGUCUACCUUUCCCUUUGAACGCCACCAUCCCAGAAGAGAAUCCUUCGCUGAGUUCCCGUACGGAGUUGCUGGCGGCAGACGGCUUGGACCGGGAACUGGGCGAGGCUGGCCCAUACUGCCCUACUCCUCCAGAACUGGAAGUACCUUCCAAUGUCACCCAUCAUGUCAACUUCUCUCCGCUCUCGCUCGGACAAACUAUCGUAGAUCAGCCGGACAGCCCGGACAAGAACUCCCAGCGGUCUUCAGGAACGCCUGUGGCUUGCCAGCCAUCAGCUGUUCCUAACAGUGAAGAAUCCUGCCCAGUAGCAUCCCGGACUGGUUCUAUGCCAGAAACGCCCAAGGAUAGAGAGUAUGAAGAGGGAGAAGUUGAGAGUGUCCGGUCUCAGACUCUUCCACCAGUUCCUCCGCUGCCUAACGGCACUCCCAGUCAGGCGGUCCUAGAGUUUGCCCAGUACCUGGACUCUCUAUUUAGGCUGGAUGGCAGCAGCUCUCCACCUCUUGAGCUCUCCGAUGCAGAAUCCGAAUCUGGACGGGGAUCGUAUAGCCAAGCUGAGGGACACCAUGGGGAAAACGCAGACAAGGACAGGCAGCUACUGGCUAGAGCCACUCUAGAGCCCAACUUGGUUCCCAAGCCCCCUCGCACGUUUGCCGGCUCGGCUGACCCUUCCUCCGGCAUCUCGCUUUCUCCAUCCUUCCCGCUCUCAUCUUCUGGAGAACUCAACGAUUUCUCUCCUCCUGACGGAGUGCUACCCACCAACCAUACGUCUGCACUACGAACUUCCGCUGUUAGUCCCAACCCUAAAGAAACUGUGUUGUCCUCUAUGGUGUAGUGGCCCAUUUUCAUCUAUUUAUUUAAGCCUACGGUUUCCUUUUUCCUUCUGAACCCAUCGUAGAAACAUGCAUGCGUAGCACUGCGGCCAGUCCUUCCAGACUUCUGGACAGUUACGGAUUCAUCAAGAACAGAAGACCUCAUUUUUUUGACUGUUGUAAGACGUGUCUGAAUGCAUUGCGUCUUGUGCAUCACUAUUAUGAAGGAGGACCAUUACACAAGGUGCUGGGGGGCUCCUUCAAACACUAAAGAUGUUGCUAGCAUAUCAAGAAGCUUGCACAAAUGACCCUACAUUCACACUGAAUCUAAUGUUACGCUUAUGUUUACAUUGACACAGAACACCGAGCUUUCACAAAUGUUGGCAGUUCCAUGUAAGGUAAAGGUUGGGAUAGGAAAAAGGGAAGACUAACUAACAUAAUUGAGUUAUGGGGAGGGGGCACACAACAAGCAGUGGGGUACAUUUCCUCAGGACCUUGGAGAAUGAAGAAUCGGACAAAGACGUCUCAGACGAAAGAUAGUAAAUUGUUCAUUUUUGGGGGAUUGUGUUUUUUUUUUUUUUUUUUAUUGAAGAUUGUGUGGAAUGUCCUGCUGAGUACUUAGUGGCACUGACGGUUUGUUGGACAUCUAUGAGUUCUCGUUGUGCAUGAGAAAAUACUGUAUGCUCGUGUUAAAAGUUUCAUUUUGCUAACUUUUGUCAUUUCGUAUUUACAUAAACCCACUUGAAUUUACGCAUGCAAGUUUUCUAUCAUUUCUUUUUCCACCGAUUGCCAAAAAGGUCAACUUCAUACAAGUCAAAUGUUUGAACUCUGUGAAAUUAAUGUACAAUGAUAAUUAAUGUCAUUAUUAUUUAUUUUUAAAAACCACUGCCCAUAAAUGCAAACGGCAUCAGGAAGAGUCGUUGAGUGGUAAGAUGUGCACCAGUCACAAAAUGCGCCCUUUAAAUGGCUCGCUUGAAUCUGCGAUGUCUUUUACGAAGCACGAGAUGCGUGCUUCGCGAAAAAUCUCUUUCGGUAUGAGUAUGGCGUGCAAUCAGUAGCAAAAUAAGCAUAGAGAGAUUUCUUCUCAUCUGCUUUUUUUAAAAACCAUUUCUACUGUUGUUGCUAGAAUACAAUAAAUAGUGGUUUAUCUCAAUGGCGAAAUAUUUUAAUAACUUAGACUUGCUUUUUAUAUAUCGUUUCAGGAUGAAGUGUUUGAGUUUUUGGGUGGUUGUGUGAAAAAGUACAGCAGUUUGUCACCAUAAGAGCUUUGCGGUUCUCAAGUAUUUAUUAUUAUUAUUAUUUUUUAUGUCAAUUGUUUUAUAGCACAAUUCCCAUGCUUUGGUUGCAUGUGAUAAUUGUUAAUAAAUGGUUAUGGAUUCUGCAUGUGACAAAACCAAACUUUUUUUCAAAUAUUUUUUUCUGAUGUAAAUGUAAUAUAAAUGAUCAAAGGUUUGCAAAAAAACCCAACUUAUUUUCCUGUUCUUUUAUUGUUGCUUUAUUAAAUUACUCUUUUUAAGUUGUGACUAAACAUCUUAAUAAGCUGUGACAGCUGUACUUUUUCACAAAAAGUUGUGUAUAGCAUUGCCUUUUCACGUGAGUGUAAAUACUGUCUUGUUUUUAGUUGUUGUGUUCAAAAUAAAUAUAAAAUCAUUGGGACUUAUCAAUAAAAAGCUCUAUCAUGUACCAUAGUGAUGAAUUUAUCUCAAAUGUAUAGCUAUAUUGAUAUAUCUACAGUAUUAAUUAUAAACAGAGAAUAAUUAUGACUAUUCAGGAAUGAAAAUCUGAUAUGCUGACUUCAGAAAAAUACAUAAUGGUUGAACAUUCAUUCUUAAAAAAAUAAAAAUACCCUGCCAGUCUUUCAACUUUCAAGAAUGAGAAUGUAUUUAAAUGCACACACUUACACUGCCCUGCCUGUAAUAGAAUAAAUCAUAUGAAUCUCUGA
Molecule: messenger RNA, 5827 nt
Organism: Carassius gibelio (silver crucian carp)
Lineage: Eukaryota; Metazoa; Chordata; Actinopteri; Cypriniformes; Cyprinidae
Product: diacylglycerol lipase-alpha
Exons: 20
Coding region: 702-3908 (1068 amino acids)
Biological process (GO): lipid metabolic process
Cellular component (GO): postsynaptic membrane; dendrite membrane
Source: RefSeq, a predicted model, not a curated record